GGAGCGCAGCCGCCGCCGCCGCCGCCGCGUCCUCAGCCUUGCGCUCCGCCCGCUGCCUCUGCCGCCUCAGCCCGGCCCCGGAGCGCUGAGCCGGGGACACCGGCCCCUCCGCCUGCCCGCCCGCCCUUCGGCCGCAGCCAGCAUGGGGGGCUGCUGAGAGCCAGCUCCUCUCCCCUCUGGCACCUCCCCCGGCCACUGGCCACUGGACUCUGGCCAGCGAGCCUCGGCCACCUCUGGCUGGCAGUCCGGCGCCUGGCACGGCCCUCGGCUCUGCUCCUCCGGCUCUGAGCAUCGUGUCCCCGCCCCCCCCGCCCGCGCCUGGGACACCUGGGUCCCCCGGCGGCCCCUGGGAGAGGGGCGGGGGGGGGGGGCAUGAAGCCACUGGAGAAAUUUUUGAAGAAGCAGACGUCGCAGCUGGCAGGGCGAGCGGUGGCAGGAGGUCCCGGCGGGGGUCCGGGUUGCUGCGGAGGGCCGGGAGGGGGUGGCGGCCCUGGCGGGGGCGGCGGUCCGACCGGGGGACCGCGGCCGCUGCAGCGGCGUCAGAGCGUGUCUCGCCUGCUGCUCCCAGCUUUCCUCCGAGAGCCCUCAGCCGAGUCCGGGCUGGAGCCACCGGCCGAGGAGGAAGGGGGAGAGCCGUUAGGGCUCUCGGAGGAGCCGGGCAGCGGGGGGCCGUGUUGGCUGCAGCUGGAGGAGGUGCCCGAGCCCGGGCCGCUGGGGUGCGGGGUACCCCUGCGCUCCCCUUCCUCGUACUCCUCAGAUGAGCUAUCCCCGGGCGAGCCCCUGGCUUCACCUCCCUGGGCCCCCCUGGGCGCCCCCGAGCGGCCAGAGCAUCUUCUGAACCGGGUUCUGGAGCGCCUGGCUGGAGGGACUACCAGGGACAGCGGCGCCUCAGAUAUUCUGCUUGAUGACAUUGUCCUCACCCAUUCCCUCUUCCUGCCAACCGAGAAGUUUCUACAAGAGUUACACCAGUACUUUGUUCAGUCAAGGGAUGUGGAGGGUCCAGAGGGGCUGGGCCGGAAGCAAGCCUGUCUAGCUCUACUCCUCCAUUUCUUGGAUACCUACCAAGGACUGUUACAAGAGGAAGAAGGGGCCGGCCACAUUAUCAAGGAACUGUAUCUGCUGAUUAUGAAGGAUGAGUCCCUUUACCAAGACCUCCGAGAGGACACUCUGAGGCUGCACCAGCUGGUGGAGACAGUGGAGCUAAAGACUCCAGAGGACAGCCAGCCGCCCGGCAAGCCGGUUAAACCGCUCUUCCGCCACUUCCGCCGCAUAGACUCCUGUCUGCAGACCCGGGUCGCUUUCCGGGGCUCUGAUGAGAUCUUCUGCCGGGUCUACAUGCCUGACCACUCUUACGUGACCAUACGCAGCCGCCUCUCAGCAUCAGUGCAGGACAUUCUGGGCUCUGUGACAGAGAAGCUGCAGUAUUCGGAAGAGCCGGCAGAGCGUGAGGAUGCCCUCAUCCUGGUCGCUGUUGCCUCCUCUGGAGAGAAGGUCCUCCUCCAGCCAACGGAAGACUGUGUUUUCACCACUCUGGGCAUCAACAGCCACCUGUUUGCCUGUACCCGGGACAGCUAUGAGGCUUUGGUACCCCUUCCUGAGGAGAUCCAGGUCUCCCCUGGAGACACAGAGAUCCACCGGGUGGAACCUGAAGAUAUUGCCAACCAUCUCACCGCCUUCCACUGGGAGCUCUUCCGAUGUGUGCAUGAGCUGGAGUUCGUGGACUAUGUGUUCCACGGGGAGCGUGGUCGCCGGGAGACAGCCAACUUGGAGCUGCUGCUGCAGCGCUGCAGCGAGGUCACUCACUGGGUGGCCACGGAGGUGCUGCUCUGUGAGGCCCCGGGCAAGCGGGUCCAGCUGCUCAAGAAGUUCAUCAAGAUCGCCGCCAUCUGCAAGCAGAAUCAGGACCUCCUGUCCUUCUAUGCUGUGGUUAUGGGACUGGAUAACGCUGCCGUCAGCCGCCUGCGGCUCACCUGGGAGAAACUGCCAGGGAAAUUCAAGAACCUCUUCCGCAAAUUUGAGGACUUGACGGACCCCUGCCGGAACCAUAAAAGCUACCGAGAAAUCAUCUCCAAAAUGAAGCCCCCUGUGAUUCCGUUCGUGCCCCUGAUCCUCAAAGACCUGACCUUCCUGCACGAGGGGAGUAAGACCCUGGUGGAUGGUUUGGUGAACAUUGAGAAGUUGCAUUCCGUGGCUGAGAAAGUGAGGACAAUCCGAAAAUACCGGAGCCGGCCCCUCUGCCUGGACAUGGAGGCCUCCCCACAUCACCUGCAGACCAAGGCCUAUGUGCGCCAGUUCCAGGUCAUCGACAACCAGAAUCUCCUCUUCGAGCUCUCCUACAAGCUGGAGGCUAAUAGUCAAUGAGAGUUGAGGGGCCCAGCUGCUCCCACCUAGGUCCUUGGCACCUGGUACUCAAGCACUUUGCACGACGCCCUCAACAACCCACAUCGGCCAUCUUUCCCCUGGAGUUGGGUUGAUCUACCAGAAUGCAUAAGUGUGUCUGUCUGUCCUGCUGAGGCCCUCUUACCAUGCUCCUCCACACUCCUGGUUUCUGACCUCUCCCAGUGAGGUCUAUUCCAGAGAUGGAGUUUCCAGACUCUGCUUCCCAAGCAGGAAGGAAGCACCCGCUGCCAGAUCUCAGCUGUGGUACCGGAGGCACUGGAAGCCUUCUUCCCCGCCACCUGAUUAUUUCCCCCUUAUGGGGGCUGAGAUCCCUGGAUACACACCCCAAGACAGUGUGUGUGUGUGUGUGUGUGUGUGUGUGUGUGUGUGUGUGUGUGAUUUACAUGUCCCCUCUUAGGGAACAAGAGUGCAUCUGAUAAGGUAGGGAGAGUAUCACAAGUGGGGAUUUUGUUUGCUUGGUUGUUUUUGUUUUUUUUUGCUUUUGUUUUUUGAGGAUCCCUUCUGUUUGGUGCUACCCUUGUUGACUCUGUCUCCCUCCCUUCCUUCCUCCCUCCCUCCCUCCCUGCCCAACUCCACCUGCUGUCCUACAUGUGAAAACUGUGGGCCAACCUGUUCCUGAAGGCAGGCAAUAUCAGAAGGCAAGAGAGUUAGUACCCAUUAGCUCCUGUAAAUCCCACAUCCAAGCUUCCCCAAGAUUUCUGGGUAUAUGACAGUGAGAGGCAUAAAGAUGCUCAGGGAAACACAGGCUUACGCUGCCUCCAGGACCCUGCAUCUCUGCCCGGCAGUGGGUAGAAUGCAGUGGUAUCGGGAGAUAGGGAGGGGCACCUGUUGCCCAUACCUCUCUGCUUUUGGGGGUAUCUCACUGCUAAGGGGGGAGUUGUCAUCCUUCUUCUGGCUCUGUGUCUGCCACCAACCACACAGUCUGGCUAUCUGUCUUCACCCCUACCCCGCCCUUUGUCUUUCUAUAGACUCAGGGUGGACCUCAGUACCUGGGGCAGCUGGCGCCUCCCUAAGUGGGGAGGCAGGGCAGCAUUGGUUGUAAAGAAGAAGCUGGGCUCCAGAAAGGCCUUUAUUACCUCUCCGGCACCCUUCCCUCUCCCAUCAAGGGCUCCAGGGCUGAGGGGUUGCAGGGGCUCUUGGCAGCUACUGGGUGGGGCUUCCUGGCACAGCCUCACCCUCCUUCCUGACCCUUCUGAAGAGGUAACGGUGGCCGUGGCAGCUGGGAAAUCAGCUGUAGCUCCUGCUCUGGGAGUGGAUAUAUUUUUUACCCAAAGCUCUGGAAUUGUACAUUUAUUUUUUAAAACCCAAAGAGGGAAAGAACCUUGUAUCAUAUGUAAACAUUGUAUCAUAGGUUAUGUUGUACAGUCCCUUUUAUACAGCAGUUCCUGUCAAAAUACCCACAGACAUGCCAUACCACUCCCCCAAGCUCCUAGUGGUGAUGGUGACCAUGCCACCACCACCCCCAGCCCAUGAUGGUAAUGGUAACCAUAUCUCCCCAUACUCUGCUUCUUCCAUGCAACUUCUGGCUGCUCCCCCUGCAGCCCAAGCUUCCUGCCCCUCUUCAGCAACCCCUCAUCAGCCUUCUCUAGUUCCCUAGCCUCCAAGAACACCUCCUCCCCAUCCGUUGGCUGCUGCUUGCCUCUGAUUGUGAUGCUUGCCCCACUGCUUCUCAGGGGCUCCCACCCCCCAACCCUGUAGCUUUAACGGAGUGAACCGUGUGUAUUGUACAGGCCCAGUUGUCAAUGAAGAAACCGCUGGAUAGAGAAAAUACACUCAAGUCUAUGAAUGAA
Molecule: messenger RNA, 4190 nt
Organism: Onychomys torridus (southern grasshopper mouse)
Lineage: Eukaryota; Metazoa; Chordata; Mammalia; Rodentia; Cricetidae
Gene: Rapgefl1
Product: Rap guanine nucleotide exchange factor like 1
Exons: 15
Coding region: 373-2361 (662 amino acids)
Biological process (GO): Ras protein signal transduction; positive regulation of GTPase activity
Cellular component (GO): plasma membrane
Molecular function (GO): guanyl-nucleotide exchange factor activity
Source: RefSeq, a predicted model, not a curated record